This is a messenger RNA of Drosophila persimilis, 436 nucleotides long. RefSeq lists its product as uncharacterized. Bases 2 to 436 code for a protein of 144 amino acids. Lineage: Eukaryota; Metazoa; Arthropoda; Insecta; Diptera; Drosophilidae. The record is from RefSeq and is a predicted model, not a curated record. The transcript is spliced from 3 exons.
CAUGUGUAAAUGUUGCCGGGAUUGUCAGCUUUCAGUUGCAAUGAAGAAGUUCGCAAUAUGGAAUGUGAUCUUUGGCCUGCUCUCGAUGGAUUGGUCAUAUAGAUUAAUGACGACGUCAGGUGACUAUUUUUUUACUGCUGGAUGUGUGCAUAUGUCUGGAGCUGUUUUACUUAUAAUUUCGGGGAUAUUGGUCCGCGUUGGCAUAUCAAAGGUGAGAGGUGUUGCCUGUGCAGUGGCGCAAAUGGUGGCUUGGCUUAAUUACUACACAUUACCGUUUGUACUCGUAGAAAAAGAAGGCUGUCUACUGUAUAGGGCUAUGCUUGAGCAACGUUGGGCCAUGUAUCAUGAGCUACCUUAUAUUUCCGAUUGUCAUUCAGGUGGUACUGCUCAUACAGGGCAUGGGCUUAUACAAGAAGUGGAACGAAGAAAUAGUUGA